This is a messenger RNA of Mucor mucedo, 1876 nucleotides long. RefSeq lists its product as uncharacterized. The transcript is spliced from 3 exons. The record is from RefSeq and is a predicted model, not a curated record. Gene Ontology annotation, molecular function: ubiquitin protein ligase activity; protein binding. The coding region runs from base 35 to 1702 and encodes 555 amino acids. NCBI's taxonomy places the organism in Eukaryota, Fungi, Mucoromycota, Mucoromycetes, Mucorales, Mucoraceae. Gene Ontology annotation, cellular component: cell division site; cytosol; mitotic spindle pole body. Gene Ontology annotation, biological process: ubiquitin-dependent protein catabolic process; protein ubiquitination; mitotic spindle assembly checkpoint signaling.
CCCAAUUUUCAUCUUUUUCUUCUUGCAAUAUAAUAUGGCAGACUUUAUUUGUUUAGCAAUGGCGUCUCAAUAUGCCGAUACUAAUACAGAUACAGUAUCCCAACCCAGUAAUUCAAAUACAAACUCUUUUAGAAGAUCGCUAGGAACAUCUGCUUUGUUUGGUCGAAGAUCUUCUCGAUCAAAUGUUACUACCAGCUCUACCAUAACAACUAGACCCACAAGUGAUUCCUCUAUAAUUAAUCAUAGUGAUGAACAUCAAAGUUCGAUACAUAUUCGCAUUGUGCCAAGUAUUGAAAAUCCUAGCAGAAGCUUGGUAUUCAGUAUUAUCGAGCGUGACUUGGAAGUAGGGCGAGUCAUCAAAAUAGGAAGAUUUACAGAUAGGUCAUCUAUUCAAAAUCACAUAUCAUUCAAAAGCAAGGUUGUUUCAAGAUCACAUUGUGAAAUCUGGUUAAACAAUGAAGGAAAGGUACAAUUAAAAGAUACAAGAUCUUCGUCCGGUACUUUUGUAAACCAUGUCCGAUUAAGCCCUGCAAAUACAGAAAGUAGGCCUGUUGAAAUAAGAGAUGGUGAUUUGGUACAACUUGGUGUAGAUUAUCAAGGCGGGUUUGAAGAAAUCUAUCGAUCUGUAAAAAUGAGGUUUGAAGUCAAUAGACCUGAGCAACAAAGAAGACCCGCCUCUUACAGCAUGGCAGCUUUUAACAAUAUUCGCAAUUUAACCAGUGUAUUGCCUUCUCAAACAACAACCGAUCAACAGCAGGUGAUAACUACAUCACCUUCUUCAUCAUCGCCAUUGUGUCACAACAACGAAAACAAUCAAAACAACAACAUAGAAGUGGAAGAAUGUUGCAUUUGUCUAUAUGCUCUAGCCCCAUUUCAAGCCUUAUUUGUUGCCCCAUGCUCACAUUCGUAUCAUUUCAAAUGUAUCAGACCACUCUUUGACAGUUAUCCGGGUUUUCAGUGUCCUAUAUGUCGUACAUACUCCGAUUUGGAUGCAAGCGUUGCUAUCGAAGCUGAAGAGGUGAUUGAGAAGUUUGGUCUUCGGAAAUCAUCUAUUGUUCCCGCUCAUAAAGAAUUGGAACCGACUGAAACAAAAGAUAGCUAUCAUCAACAAGAACAAGAUAAUGGAGAACUAGUUUCAUCUUCUAGUUCCGUUCAACCAACAAACGUAAUUUUAUUAAGCUCCAUCAUACCCCCAGCACCUGAGCUGCCAUUAUCUACAACACUGGUAGCUUGUACUACCAGUUUAUCUGGAAUCAUUUCUUCUCCUACAUCAUCAUCUCAUCAUGGAUUGGUAGACCGUAACAACAACGAGCCAGUGUCACGAGGCUUUUCAAAUAAUAAUGCAGGGGAUCAUCGGGCAACCAUUAUAUUUGAAGAUGAUAAUGUGAUAAUGGGUGGCAAUCAUCAUUCACAACACGUUAUUAAUAAUGCAGCAUCCAGCAGAAAUAGUAACAAUUUAGUUGAAAAGAUAAAAAUGGCAUUCUCAAAUGAAAAACGAAAGUCCUCAAAAAGACGAACUCAUAGCAAUAGUGAUACCAGUAGUGAUGAGGAUUUGCCAGAAACAUUUUUCGAUUUGCCUUGUUCCUCUUCUCCGCCAUCCAGCCCUAGAAAUCAAUUACAACCCAUUUUAUCUCGACAAUCCACACAACAUAACAAUUCCCUGGCUGAGAUUGUUGAAGAAUCCUCGAACUCUGGGCACUAAAAAAAAAUUAUCCUUAUACCACCAGUAUACAUAUAUGUUCUUGCAAUAUUUAUACAUAUAUGCGCACUCCUUAUUACUUAACCAUGUAACAUACUACUAUUACUAACUAUCAUAUUUUAUCAUUUUAUAUUCAAAACAAAAUAAAAAAGUAAUGAAAACUUUUCCGUUGCUUCA